Molecule: messenger RNA, 2321 nt
Organism: Heterocephalus glaber (naked mole-rat)
Lineage: Eukaryota; Metazoa; Chordata; Mammalia; Rodentia; Bathyergidae
Gene: Foxc2
Product: forkhead box C2
Biological process (GO): regulation of transcription by RNA polymerase II; anatomical structure morphogenesis; cell differentiation
Molecular function (GO): RNA polymerase II cis-regulatory region sequence-specific DNA binding; DNA-binding transcription factor activity, RNA polymerase II-specific
Source: RefSeq, a predicted model, not a curated record
GAUGCUGGGCCGCCCGGGGCGCUGAUCGCGCUCGCCGCCCCAGCCGGGCCGCUGCGCUCCAGGCCCCGCAGCAUGCAGGCGCGCUACUCCGUGCCGGACCCCAGCGCGCUGGGGGUGGUGCCCUACCUGGGCGAGCAGAGCUACUACCGCGCGGCAGGCGGCUACGGCGGCAUGGCCGGGCCCGUGGGCGUCUACCCCGGCCACCCCGAGCAAUACGGCGCGGGCGCAGGCCGGCCCUACGCCCCCUACCACCAGCACGCGCCCGCGGCACCCAAGGACCUGGUCAAGCCGCCCUACAGCUACAUCGCGCUCAUCACCAUGGCGAUCCAGCACGCGCCUGAGAAGAAGGUCACGCUGAACGGCAUCUACCAGUUCAUCAUGGACCGCUUCCCCUUCUACCGCGAGAACAGGCAGGGCUGGCAGAACUCCAUCCGCCACAACCUCUCGCUCAACGAGUGCUUCGUCAAGGUGCCGCGCGACGACAAGAAGCCGGGCAAGGGCAGCUACUGGACGUUGGACCCCGACUCGUACAACAUGUUUGAGAACGGCAGCUUCCUGCGGCGGCGCCGGCGCUUCAAGAAGAAGGAUGUGCCCAAGGAGAGGGAGGCGCGCGCCGUGGCCCGGGAGCCGCCCCCCGCCGCUGCCCAGGGCGCCCCGGCCGGGCCAGGCCUCGCCGACGCCGCGCCCGAGGCCGAGCGCAAGGUGGUGGUCAAGAGCGAGGCGGCGUCGCCCGCGCUGCCGGUCAUCACCAAGGUGGAGGCGCUGAGCCCCGAGGCCGCGCAGCGGGGCAGCCCGCGCAGCGCCGAGUCCUCUCCGGCCGGGUCCCCCGACGGCUCCCCGCCCGCGCACCACGCCGCCGCGCCCAACGGGCUGCCGGGCUUCAGCGUGGAGAGCAUCAUGACGCUGCGGGCGUCGCCUCCCGGGCCCGAGCUCAGCCCCGCGGCCGGGCGCGCGGGCCUCGCGGUGCCGCCGCUCGCGCUGUCUUACUCCGCUGCGCCGCCCGCCGCCUACGGGCAGCCGUGCGCGCAGGGCCUGGAAGCCGGGCCCGCGGGCGGCUACCAGUGCAGCAUGCGCGCCCUGAGCCUGUACACCGGCGCCGAGCGGCCCGCGCUGGACGACGCCCUCUCGGACCACCCGGGCGGCCCCGCGUCGCCGCUGAGCGCACUCGGCCUCGCGGCCGGCCAGGAGGGCGCGCUCGCCGCCGCGGGCCACCACCACCACCACCAGCACCCAGGCCACCACCCGCAGGCGCCGCAGCCCGCGCCCGCGCCGCAGCCCGGGGCCGCCGCGGCCCAGGCGGCCUCCUGGUACCUGAACCACGGCGGGGACCUGAGCCACCUCCCCGGGCACGCGUUCGCGGCCCAGCAGCAGCCGUUCCCCAACGUGCGGGAGAUGUUCAACUCGCACCGGCUGGGGAUGGAGAACUCGGCCCUCGGGGAGUCCCAGGUCGGCAACGCGAGCUGUCAGCUGCCCUACAGAGCCACGCCGUCCCUCUACCGCCACGCAGCCCCCUACUCCUACGACUGCUCCAAGUACUGACCCGGCCCUGCCCGCCCCGGGACGAGACCCUCUCCGCCAGUGCAGCUGCAGAGAAACAAAACUCGGCCGCCGGCUCUUCCCCAGACUCGGAGCCAGCGGGCUGGGAAGCGCGCAGGUAACUAACGCGACGCCCCGUUCCUGGGACCCCAGCGAGCCCCGCUAAAGGGACAGCCAGCGAGACGAACAUUGCUCUAGAGGCCCCCUCCCCUGCUGGAAGCUGUGUUCUGCCCCCCUGGGGGCCUCAAAGAUUAAGUUAUGGACCAGAUCCCAUAGCGGCCCACCAAUGACUUUCCGCAGCGGCCCCAUAGGUGUAUGGGGGUCCCUACGGAUAAUGUGUGUGUUGUGUGUAAUUUUAAAUUUCUCUAACCGUGCUGUAAAAAUGUGUGGAGGAUUUGUAAUCGGGCUAUUUUUUGUUGUUGUUCAGAGCCAUUAAUAUAAUAUUUAAAGUUGAGUUCACUGGAUAAUUUUUCAUCUUGCCCAACCAUUUCUGCCAAAUUUAACUCAAGAAACCUAUGUGGGUGAGCUAUAAUUCUUUUCCCAGCUGUAGGUCUUUUACAAAAACAAGGAAAUAAUUUAUUUUUUGUUGGUGGAUAAAGAAGUCAAGUAUCUGAUACUUUUUAUUUACAAAGUUUGAUGGUUUUGUAUAGUAGAUUUCACCCUAGUAUUCCUAAAAGAAAAAAAAAGCAGAAAAAUUUAACUUCAUCUGUGUUUGUCUUAUGUGGUCUUAAUUGUUGUAUUUACCUUAAAAUAAACCCAUGUCGUUUUUCUGCCCAAAGUUCAAA